CACUGCUCCUCAUCUCUCUCUCUCCCCCCCUUUCUCUCUCAGAUCCCACUGCACCCAUAAAUAGCGCAGCCUCUGCAGCCGGACCAAUAGCCAGAGCCGGUCUGUGAGCUGACUGAGCCUGCUUUUGGGCGGCACCUGAACUGUUCGGUGCGCACGGACGCUUUUUUACGCGCAGAGGAGAUUCACAACAAGCACGCAGCAAGGGGCUGAAAUGGCCUCGUCCUGGGUACUGCUCCUCACCACCGCCUCGGCGUUGGUUUUCCUGAGCCUUGCACACACAGAUGAACACAUGUUAGAGCAACGUGAAUACACUUUUGAAGAGAUACCAGAUUCAUUUCUGCUGCAGAAAGAGGUAGACCUGGCAGAUCUCCUCGAUCCAAAACAGUUCCCCGUGGAGCAAGUAAUUGUGGAACCACCAAAAUAUGGAUUUAGAGGGGAAUCCUCGUCAGGAGGAUUCUUGACACCAAGAGGAAGGCGACCAAGUUUUGGGCCUCGUUCUUUAGGUGGACCGGCCAUGUUGGACUAUCCAGUUCAGUUUCCCCUUAGCCGACCGACAUCAGACAAUAUCCAAGCCAUCUGUCUCUAUCGAGACCAGCGUCCCCGCUAUCCACACUCUUACUUUCCGGCGUCUGGUUUUGGGCAGCAGAAGCGACAGGCUGAGGCCGUGAAUAAUGCAGAGGCCUGGUUUGACACGUGCUGCAAAGAGAACCAGACGUCGGAGAGAGACGUGACGCUGUGCUGCGCCACUCAGGCGUGGGAGCUGUCUGUGAGCUUAUUCUGUGAAAAGAGCUCGUCAGUGAAAGAUCGGCUCUAUCACUGCUGCAAACAGACCGGCAGUGACAUACUGAACUGUUUCAACAACGACUCACCAAACCCAAGCUACGGGCCAACAGAGGAGCUCCCAGUGCUGGCGCUGCCCCCUGCUGCUGACUUCACCUUUGAGCCCAACGCCUGUGAGAGAACACCAUUGGGUCAAUAUGGUGCAGCAACUGGCAGAAGAGAGACUAUGGGGAAACCUGACAUCAUGUUUCCUCUUGGACGACCCACUCCGGCUAACAUUGGAUCACUAUGCAGCAACCAAAAGCUUCGGCCCCUGUAUGAUGCCAGCUGCCUUCAGCCCUUUCACCAUCACCUGGCUCUUGAGGUCAAGGUCAUCAAUCGUUUAGAAAGGCAGUUCAAAAAGUGCUGCAAAAGGAAGCGAGGCGCGCUCAGCUGCGCUGACCAAAAGUGGCGUCAGGAGAUAAGCAAGUUCUGCGUGAUCAGGAAUGCGGAGAACCUGAAAAUGGGUGACCACUGUUGCUAUCCUACUGAUGGUGAUAUACACGCCUGUUUCCAAAAAACAUCUCCAGACCCACACUACAACAUGACUGCUGCCCCCCAAGAGCUUCAACUUAGCAAUGUAUGCGACAUUCACAGUAUUAUCACAGACAGAUUUCCUGUUGGGUUUCCUCUCAACACCUUUGUGAGCCAAUGCUGCCCUCUGCCUGAACAAGAGAGGAACAGCUGUUCUGUGAGCAAGCUCAAGGAAAUAACCCAGAACCUUUGCUCAUCUGAGAAGACUUCCUCUGAAGUUGACCACCGCUGCUGCAAGAAGAAAUCACCAGAAGAGAUUUCACAGUGUGUCUCCAAAAGCGUCAUGGAUGCCGUCGCCAAAGCAACAAACAUCAAGAACCAGAAGAAGAGGAAAAGGUGCCCCAUUUCUUAAACCCUAACUGACACUGGGCUGUCACUGAAGAUGGUGAGCCCAAUGAAAAAGUGUCUUCCAUAAAUUAAUUAAUGGUAGGAUGCACAAAUCCAAUUUAAAGGCCAGAAUUAUCUGUCAUAGUGAUGAUGAAUGUAAUAUUGUGUCUACUCUGUAAGUCGCUUUGGAUGAAAGAGUCUGCCAAA
Messenger RNA from Menidia menidia (Atlantic silverside), 1887 nucleotides. The record is from the annotation of a GenBank genome assembly. NCBI's taxonomy places the organism in Eukaryota, Metazoa, Chordata, Actinopteri, Atheriniformes, Atherinopsidae.